UCCUCUCUAAUCCACCCAGAGCAACAAGAUGGGGAACACGUAGGGAAUCGAAUGAAGGUUCAACAGAUUAGAUGCAUAUCCAGCGUUGCGUGUCUCUUGGGGUGCCAUCUGCAACAAUAUUUUUCCUUUAAACCCCAUACCCUCGUGCGCCCUUACGAUCGACGAGUUUGCCAAUUCAUCAUCACCAUCGCUUAUCAUGUGCUCACCCGGUCAUGGUACACCGGAUGGUGAUGGUGCUGCUGUGACACACACCAGCGACGUGCGUCUUCGUCUUCCUGCUCCUCAGUUCAGCUCGCACGCACGGAAAUACACUGCACCGAAAUGUACCUGACCCGUGGCGUAUCCCUGUGCAGCGCUGUCCAACAUCCGCGAAAGUAACCCCAUCGCCGCCGUAAGCAAAGAAGAACGCGUUUUCGCUGACCCGCAGAAGGCGAAAGAAAAUCCCCUCCCCCGCUCCCCCUCCGCGGAACCCAAGAUCCAUCCCUGGGACUUCGGAACUGGCAACAGCAGAAACAGCAGCAACAGAAGCAACAAAGAGUGGCGAAAAGCAAAGGAUUUGUCCCAACUUGUUGGUCCUCGUGAGACAAAUUGGCAACAACAAAAGAGAGCGGAUCGCGAAUCCGGAUUCCGUGGUGGCUCCCUCCCGACUGGCCGGCCAUCCGCUGAGUAUCGGGGACUGUGAUGUUAUUGUUUUGACUAUACGGAAUCCCCGGAAUACAGACGUUGAGUGCGUUGGCGAUGGUUUAGAAUCCUUCAGCGGCUUGCGGUCGGCCGGAACAGUACGGCCGUACAAGCAAAGUGUGCCACGAGAGUGCUUUUCGUGCGUUUUGCCGGACACACGCAGUGAGCUAUGAACUCUCAUCGUCCGCAUCACCAUGGUCCUGCAACGGCUAUGCAUCAAUCCCCGCUGGGUGAGGUGGAUACUGCCGUUGCUUCACCCUCACCGCUGCACAAUCGCUUCGAGGCGGACAAGCACGCUUGGGAAGAAGCGAUCCGUAGAUACGUCGGCAACGAUCCGCUCGAUCUUUGGUUCAACUACGUCAACUGGUACGAGCAGAACCGAUCGUACGAUCGGGUUAACAACCUUCGGCCCAUCCUGGAGAAAUGUUUGGCUCAGUAUCAGGAAACGGAGAGCUACAAGCAGGACAUUCGGCUAGUGAAGCUCUGGAUGAAAUUCAUCGAUAUGCAAGCGGAACCGCCAUCCUGGUAUCAGAUGCUGUACAACAAAAAGAUCGGCACCCAGUGUGCCAGCUUCUACAUCAGUUGGGCACACUAUUGUAAUAUUGCCAAAGCGUAUAAACAGGCCGAUUCGAUCUAUAAUCUUGGUCUUCAGAUGAAUGCUCGCCCUAUUGAGGAUCUGCAGGAGGCACAGAAAAACUUUCGCCUUUCGCAUGCCGGCCGCACACUUUACAAUGAUCAGCUAUCCAAAAAGCGAUCCUCUAGCACGCUGGUAGAGCAACAGACACAACUCAUCUCCCACAGUCCACCGCAGAAGCGCUUGAGGCAUGAAUCUGGGGAGUAUCAACCGCUACCGCACCAAGAGCCGGAUGUACCUUCAUCAAACUACAUAUCUCCGGCUGCGGACAGCGGUGUCGAAAGAGCGCCGCAACAAGUCCGACCAUCAGGCACUUAUGAAAUAAACAGCAACGUAUACUAUCCGCAUCAUCAACAGCAGCAGCAACUGCAGCAACAGAGGCAUGCAGGAAUGCCUCCACAGAAUCAACACUCGUUGCACCAUACAUCGGUGGCAUCGGGUGGGGUAGAUUCGUCAGAACAACAAUACCAACAGUACCACAGUCACCAUCAUCAACACCCGCAGCACCAUCACGAGAAGCAUAAUGGGACUUACUACCAUAGCAACAAUCGUAGCCAACAUGACGUACAGCAACCAACAACACUGCGAACAUCGGAACCACCCACGGUAGCUACGCAAACUCCAUCCAAAUCGUCGCAGUCUCCCCCCAUUGCUUAUCAUCCUCAGGCUGCCCAAGAGGAACAGCAUGUUCAGCCGACAGCUGUAAGUGUGAAGCCUUCAGCAGCACCUUCUACGGACUAUUCCGAUGAUAGCAUCAUCGAGUGUAAUCUCAACAACUCCGCGUAUGUGAUCAGUUCUUCACUCAGUUACGUUUACGACGAUCCCGAACUCCAACAGUAUGGGCUUCCAUCUGCACAAGCAGCGGAACAGGAAGGUCCAUCCGAUGGUAAUGCGGAAGAACCGCCAAUUUGUGAACCUCCUGAGCCACCCUCGGAUGCCCUUCGGUUGCCGGAGGGCUUUGUGCGUGAAUCUUACACAAACCACGAGACGUGGGACGUACCACUGUGUCUGGAGGAACCGUAUGAUCCGGAGCGGCGUUGCUAUUAUCCUAAGCAUCUCGUCUACCCAGAUCUGCACGUCGAACGACCGACAAUGGAAUUUUCGCUUGAGGAGAUUCGUUCCCGCGUAUGGUAUCGCAAGCGCCAGGAGCAGGAGGAUCAACGCGCAGCAGAAAGAGCUCGGCUUGCGAAGCUGGAAAAGGAGAAAAAGAUGCGCCAGCUUCAGAUGCAGCAGUACGAGCAGCAGCAGCAACAGUUAUAUCAGCGACAACAGCAGCAACAACAGCAGCAGCAGCAGCAGCAGCAGCAGCAGCAGCAGCAGCAGCAGCAGCAGCAGCAACAACAACAACAACAGCAUCAGCAGCAGCAGCAGCAUCAACAUCAGCAACAACAACAGCAGCAGCAUCAACAUCAGCAUCAACAACAACAGCAGCAUCAAUAUCAUCAACAGCAACCACAACCGCAUCAGCAUCAGCAAGCACAGCCGCAGCCGCAACCGCAUCAGCACCAGCCACAACAACAACAACAACAACAACCGCAACGCCAUCAUCAUAUACAUCAGCAGCAACAGGAUCACCAUAGAACGUUUGUGCAGCAGGAGUAUCACAACGUAUCUAAUCACCAGGCACAACAGCAUACCGGUUAUCAGCAACAGGUGCGACAGGGUUCGAUACAACACACCAGCAAUUUCUAUCAUCAGCAACAACAGCAGCCACACAGCCCAUACCAUGGAUAUAAUAGCAACAGUAAUGGUUAUCCAGCCACACCACCCCAGCACCAUCCAGCGCAACAAACACCCAAUAUGACUCCCCACAGUCCGUACCAUCAUCCACACCAUCAUGCUCAUCAUCAUCCGACGGUCAUACAAAGUCAGCAUCAGUCUUCAGUGCCUCCGUCACCGGUACAGAUGCACUCGCCGUCUCCGAUGCACUAUCCAGCGCAACAGCAUCAGUACGCUCAUCCGCAAGCAACGCCGUAUUCCCCGCAAGCACAAGGGCAUUACGAUGGAUAUAAUCACCAGAGCUACUCUGCUGGCCAUCAGUCUGCCCCAAAUCAUCAUCGAUCCUAUCAAACGAUGUCGACUGUAUCCACGUUUGAAUCGCAUAGUCCGGCACCUCAUGCUGUUGUGCCCCAACCAUCACGGCAACCAGCACAUCAGUACGCCAUGACACCGCAAACUCCGCCAAUCACGCCUCAAACACAGCCGUACGCAAUGCCAACAAACAUCGACAUAGUGCAGCCACUAACUCCAACAUGCCGGAACGCACCCUUGCCAACUGUUGCCCAGCAAUCGCAACAAUACCAACACCAUUCGCAGCUGCAUCAGCAUUUGCAACCGCAACAGCAGCAUCAGCAUCAACAGCAUCAGUACGUGAAUCAUCCCUUGCCGCAAGCCGUUCCCGCAGGGUAUCCCCAGCCUACUACGGAUGUGCGUGAUGUGAACCAUCAUCAACAGCAACAUCACUAUUCUCAGCAGCAAAAGCAACCCCACGUACUUCCUUCCACAGCAGGCGUACCUGAUACAAAUAACCAUCUACCGCAAUCGGCAGAUGUUGGGGGAACCAAUGGUGCUGGAGCACCAUGGCAGCAGCAUCAUGAAGCAAAUAUCAACAACAACAGCAUUAGCAUCAAUAGUAAUAGCAACGAUGCCAAAUACGGCAGAAGUAUCGAUGAUGUGGAGGAGCAAAUUGAAGCCUCAACAAUCCGGUUCUCGACCUCCACAGAAAACGGCACCAGCAAAAGCAAAACAAUUACGAUCAAAUUUAAGAAGGAAAAAUCGAGCACCUCCAAUCCAUCGAAUCCUUUCUCACCAGCCACACCGUACAGCACGACGGCGGCUGGCUCGCCUCCUACGGGGACGGAUUCUUCGUACGGUGCAAGCGAUCAUCAACCGCUGGCUUCGACGAGAAAAUAUUCGAAGCAACCGAAACCGACCGUCGAAGCAAGCGGUGGUGCGGAGGAAGGAGAGGAGCUAUCGAAUGAUCACGAUCAUCGAUCGCACAGUGGAAAGACCAAAGCCAACUCAUCCUCCACCUGCAAAGCGUCCCGGGGUUCGAAACAUUCGAAAAGAUCGAAGGCCCGUCGCUCUUCACCGAUCGGAGUCGAUCUGGACGCCACACUCGUGCCAGAAGAAACGCGCGCAAACGGCAGCAAUCGGAUGGAUGAUGCUAAUUUGUUGCUUUCGCUUUCGCACUCUGGGGAAAAGGAUGAUGAUUCCUCACUCUCAUUGCUAUCGCAUGCAUCGGACGGUCGAUCGAAACGGACGAAAGGCAGCUCAUCCGCGAAGCGCUCGAAAUCGAAGCGAGGUAGCGGCACCAGUACAAAGAAGCGCCCUCCAGCCCGCCGGUUCGUGUUGUACGACGAGGAAGAGGAAGAAGAUAAUGGGACCGUCGGAGACGAGUAUUCCGAGGAAGAGGAGGAGGAAGAGCACGACGAUGACGGCCUGCAGGAUAAGUUCUACAGCGCGAGUAUGAAUGGCAAUAUCGAGGUGGAUGCCGAUGCUGUUCAUAUUGAUGAUGAUGAUGAUGAUGAGGACGACGAAGAUGAUGAAGAUGAUUAUUAUGUCGUACUUGAGGAUCAUAGUGGAGGUAGCCAGCGCAAUGGUGUGACGCAAACCAAACGUAUAGGACGUCCCGAUGACGAUGAUUCAUCGUAUCAAUCGAAUUCGGAAUUCAACACGUCUUUCAGCAACAUUUCAUUUGCCGGUGACAACAGUAAUGGACCGUUCAACUAUGCUGGAGGUAUUGCUAGUGGCAGUGCUGGGAAUGGUGGGGGAGCUAGUAGUGGUGGUGGUACUGGUAGCGGCAGCGGCGGAACAGGAGUCGGCGUUGGAGGAAAUAGCUGUUCAACACCGAUCCGUCGGACACAAACAUCCACCAAAACUUCCACCCCAAUCGGUUCGUUCCGGUAUCUGCGAAAGCAUGAAUCGAAUCUAUCCAAUCUGGGUCAGAACGAGGACUCGAUGAACUCUACUGUGGCCGAGAGUAGCUUCUUCCAGGUGAACGAACAGGACGAGGACUCCAGGCGGCGUCGGCUGGAGAAAGCCCUCGCAACGAUCGAUAGCCAUCUGACGAAAUCGUUCGUCGAUCCGUUCAGCAAUGAGCUGUGUCGUGCGUUCUUGACGAAGGUUGACUUUCCGUCGCGCAGUAAAGAACAUGCGGAACACUAUAGCAUCACCAACACGAAUCUUCCGAAGCUUUCCAAGGGUCAAUCGGUACCACUCGGUGGUACGGUGUAUAACGUCGAGAAGGAGGUUGGCCGAGGAUCGUACGGUUCCGUGUUCCGUGCGGUCAAUACGCAAACCGGAGGUGUUGUCGCUAUCAAGUACCAGAAACCGGCCAACACCUGGGAGCUGUACAUCUGCACGGAGGUGAAGAAGCGACUGAAGAAAGUGAACAUGCUUGCUGGAUUCAUGGAUAUAUGUGCCGCUGUGAUUGCACCGAACGCGAGCGUACUGGUAUCGGAAUUUUCUCAGUACGGAUCCCUGCUGGAUAUCAACAACAAAAUCAGAACGGCGACGACGAAGGUUAUGCACGAAUCCCUAGUGAUGCACUUUAGCAGUCAGAUUCUAUCGAUCGUGAAAUACCUCCACGGUUGCAACAUCAUCCAUGCUGACAUAAAACCGGACAAUUUUUUGUUGAUGAAAAUACCCUCGCUUGAUCUGAAAGCGCCAACGAUCAGACUGAUUGACUUCGGCUGUGCCAUCGAUAUGAACUUUUUCGAACCAAAGCAACAAUUUAAAAAGGUUAUACAAACGGACGGAUUCACGUGCAUCGAAAUGCAGGAAGGGCGCCCGUGGUCGUUCCAAACCGAUCUCUUCUGCGUCGCCGGUACGAUUCACGUGAUGCUGUUCGGUGAGUACAUGCAGCUGGUGAAAAAGUACGAUUGGGACAUUAAACAGAAACUGCCAAGGUAUCUCAAGAAACAUGUCUGGACCGAGGUGUUCCAGAAGCUGCUCAACAUUAAGGACAUCGAUCACAUGCCGAACUUGGCCGAUUUGCGCGACCUGAUCGAUAACGAAGCAUACAACAUGGAAUCGGAACUCGUGAAGCACAUUCGUACGCUGUCGAAUUUGUUGAAAAGCCGAUAAACCUACCGCGGUUGUGUACGGUCUACCGUACCGGUUCGUUUCGUGUUUCGCGAUAUAUCUCUUAAGGCCGGUGUUCGUUUGUUGUUUGGCGAGCUCUGCUAAGGAUUGUAGAACAAAAUCACUUUACACCAGAGCGAUUCCGAGUUUCUUCUGCGCUAGAUCGCUUAGAUGAUUUUAGCUUUUAGUUGGCACAAUUGUAUAGAAUGAUUUUGUCUUGCUUCUCAAACGGAUAGUAGUAUUCCAAAGAUUAAUUUCACACUUCUUUGUAGAAAAGAAAUCCUAAACUGUAACAUACAUUCUGCUGGAACUCCUUCUUCAUGAUUAGUUUACUCUUACUUUGUCGCUUAAAUUAUUUGGUUUUACCUUCUGUAUAACCGAAGGUUUAAGCCACUGCACUGACGGUUGCAAUGAAACAUUGUUCAUUGUCACGGGGGCAGCAUAGCUAAUGUUAGGCACCGAAUAUGGCACCAUUAUUGAUUGGUUUUGCUAUUGUUUGUUCACCAAUUCACCUUAACAGAAAACAAUCCUUCCCGUCUCGCGGGCGUACAUUGGCAAUCAUUUAGGUCAUUAGGUCUCCCCUCGAUUCGCUAUUUAAAAUUGAUUCGUUUUCUCCCUUUUCAUUAGUAGCACAUUAAUAUAAUUGUAUUAUGUAUUAAACAUAGCCAUUAUAGAGAAUCGGAAUUAGAGAGAGAAAGUAUAUGUUGUAAAUAACUCGAUGAAGCUUAGUGGCAUACACAAUUGCUGUACACACUGCAACUAUCGAUAGUAGUUAAAACGUGCGUUCAAAUGAAGGGUACGCAUGGCACGGACACUUCCCGUCGAUUGGCACAGGCAAACAAUGCGCUUUGAAUGAACGAACAGCCGACAGACAAGAAACGGAAACGCUGAAGCGAUCCUCAGCGAUAGAUCUCUAUAGCCGUGGCCACACGGAGCGAAAAUUUGCGCGCAAAUUUACAAAUUAAUGCCAAAUCGUUUACGCUUCGAUAUGUUUACGUGGCCGGGUUGAGGAAAUUAAAAUCGUUUUGUGGAAGAAAAGGAUUGAACACACUAGCAAUGAUCACUAUCUAUCAAU
Molecule: messenger RNA, 7475 nt
Organism: Anopheles darlingi
Lineage: Eukaryota; Metazoa; Arthropoda; Insecta; Diptera; Culicidae
Gene: Bub1
Exons: 8
Coding region: 851-6403 (1850 amino acids)
Biological process (GO): meiotic sister chromatid cohesion, centromeric; mitotic spindle assembly checkpoint signaling; protein phosphorylation
Molecular function (GO): ATP binding; protein kinase activity
Source: RefSeq, a predicted model, not a curated record